AUGACUACUGAGAAGGCCACCUUUGCUGCAGGAUGCUUCUGGGGUGUCGAGAAGGCAUUCCAGAAACAAUACAAGGACGAGCACAUCAAGACCCGCGUCGGCUACAUCGGCGGCAUCGACAGCCAUCCCACAUACAAGAAGGUAGUCUGCACAGGAAUGACCCAGCAUGCAGAAGCCCUCCAGAUCGAAUACACACCGAGCGAAAAAAUCAGCUAUCCAGCACUUGUCGAAUUCUUCUACCGGAUGCAUGACCCCACCACCCUCAACUCCCAGGGCCCUGAUCGUGGGACCCAGUACCGUUCCGCCAUCUUCUUCCAUUCUCCCGAACAAGAGGAAAUCGCCAAGAGGGUUACGGCCGAAGUCCAGGAGAAGCAUUACAAGAACAAGAAGAUCGUCACCCAGAUCGCUCCUGCGGGGACAUGGUUCAGUGCAGAGGAUUAUCACCAAAAGUACCUAGAUAAGAAUCCGCACGGAUAUGAAUGUCCAUCGCAUUUUUUGAGAUGGUGA
Molecule: messenger RNA, 507 nt
Organism: Gamsiella multidivaricata
Lineage: Eukaryota; Fungi; Mortierellomycota; Mortierellomycetes; Mortierellales; Mortierellaceae
Exons: 3
Coding region: 1-507 (168 amino acids)
Molecular function (GO): peptide-methionine (S)-S-oxide reductase activity
Source: RefSeq, a predicted model, not a curated record